Molecule: messenger RNA, 1702 nt
Organism: Paramuricea clavata
Lineage: Eukaryota; Metazoa; Cnidaria; Anthozoa; Malacalcyonacea; Plexauridae
Source: the annotation of a GenBank genome assembly
AACUACCCUGAGAGACGAUGCUUACUUCGUAGCAAGGAUAACACCCCACGUAAGAACACACAACGUUAUAUUUAUGUUAUUGGUGGUUACGACAGAGUUGAGGAACGCUUUCUUAACACAGUGGAUUGUUUCGAUACAAUUGCUGAGACGUGGCUGAAUGUUGCUCCCAUGACUACUGCUCGUAUACGACAUGGUGUAACAGUUCUUGAUGGGAUGAUAUAUGCGGUAGGUGGGCAAUGUGAUGACGAUGUCUCUGUGAGGACGGUCGAGAGAUAUGACCCUGUCGCUAACAAAUGGUAUGAUGUCACACCUAUGAAUGAGUGUAAAGGUAGGUCAAUUGAACUGGAAUCAACUUUUUAACAACAAAGGCUUGUCAACUUACAUGUAUUGGCACGUCAUUGUUCUGUUUUACACUAUGUGUGAGCAAACUUUUGGGCAAAGAAGCUCAUCUGAGAAUUUGUCUGCGAAUAAAUGCAGUAAACAGGUGGAAGAAAAAACUUUUAUGUGCAGUGAAUCUUGACAGAUUAUUCAUCUAAACAUGACAUUAGACAAACGAUAAAUGAAAAUAUAUCAUGAUUUGUUCCCAGAACCAUUUCCAGCAUAGAUUGUAAUAUUCUAGAUAGUUUGUCUGAAUAGUUUGUUUGGCAAAAUUAAGCAGCAUCAACUUAGCCAUGUAGCUCAGACGUUAGUGCAUAAUGUUUUGGAAGUGCAAAGGUUGCUGGUUCAAUUCCCAGCUGUGGCCGCACAUACUCAUAAGCAGAUCAAAACACCAGUGCAUUUACUUGUAUAUAUGCUGUUGAAGACCGUUGAAACCAGAGUGAACUGAGAUAAAAUUUGGCUGGCUUUUGCUGAUAACUGAAGAAUGUCGGCUUAGCAAAAUGGGAUUUAAUAUAUUGGCAAUUUGAUAUUGACACUUGGCAGAUAUUGCCCGGAGAGCAAAGCGGUUAUUUUCUUUGCUUAUCGUUUCCGUUUAGGUUACAUAGUUUUCGAUAUGGAUGUUGCCUCUUAUUAAUCCUAAUUUAUUUCAGGUCAGUUGGCAGUUGCAGUAUGUGAUGGUAAGAUCUACUGUAUUGGUGGUACAGAUGACUUACUCAAGGUCAGCCUUUGUAGUGUUGAAUGUUAUGACCCCGUCACUAACAUGUGGACAUCUCUUACCCCCAUGCCUACAGCCAGAGGUGCCCUUGGUGCAGCCACUUUGAAUGGUAAGAUAUACGCAGUGGGAGGUGGGGACUUUCAUGUUGCCUUGGAUACUGUUGAAGUGUACGACCCUAAACUUGACUGCUGGUCAACAAUGCCCUCCAUGAACUAUGCGCGUGGGUGUCUCGGAUUAACCUGUGUGAACAACACCCUGUAUGUGUUUGGUGGGGCACAUAUGCAUAACGGCAUGAUGACGUACCUGGAGGAGAGCAUUGAAUGUUUUGAUCCAAAGUUGAACCGAUGGUUAGUAAUCUCGGGUACAGAGGUUUCUUGUUGGGGCGUGGGGAUAUGUAGUGUCGCUUCGGUGGACGAUGCGGACCAUUCCGAGGAUCAGAGUGAACUCUUCAUAGUUGGAGGAAUUUAUGAGUUCACUGAAGGAGACAAGAUGUUGCGAGUCACUGUUACCGAGAGACAGAUUUUCUGUAAACCGUUUCACCAUGCAAAGGAUUUGAGUUGCCGAGUGCAUACAGGGGCAGUUGCCUUGCAUUUAGCCCCUGGCUCAUGA